UCAGCCUCAUAGCCCACCCAGCUCGCCACACAACGCACCCCUCGUUGCCUCAUCACCCGCAGCAUCCAAAUCAAGCUGUGCUGCAUGAACAUUCAACGUGUUCUCCUCCUUCUUGCCUCUAUGUAUCUGGCCAAUCCUGUCUUGACUCUUCUGGUAGAUUGACCGCUAGACUAUGGCUCUCCUCGCCUUCCUUACUCCCACCGGCUCGAACUUCUAGGAGAGAACGCUAGCCAUGUCUGGCCGCAAGCUCGGCGGCGGCCGGGUCCUAGGCAGCGGAAAGGGCCUCGUUCCACCGCAGACCGCGGCAUCUGCGCACGCUGUGCAGAGAGCGAUGAGUUCGUAUGCGCCCUCGGAUAGCACCCUCUCCCUCGGCGGAGUGUCCGGGACGUCAGCAUCGCCGCAGCCGUCGAGUCCGGUGUUGAUGGGAGGGCUGGUGCAGGAUCAGGAUCUCGCUUCGAAUGUUAGUUUGGGUAGAGGAGGGCCGAGUAAGGGAGGUGCGGGGGAUGCGAAGCUGGUUUGUCCGAUUUGCGAGGAGGAGAUGUUGACAUUGCUCCAACUCAAUCGUCACAUCGACGACAACCAUCAAGAGUUGCCUGAUUUCCAACAAGACGAAGUCAAGACCUGGUUCGACAAGCAAGUCCUCAAAGCGAAACGCUUCCAGCCCCUUUCGCUUAUCAACCAGAAACUAAAAGGCCUCGAGGUGUUCGAAUCCAACGAGACACCGCUCCCGCCUGUACCCGUUAAUACAGCCUCGAAAGCUACCGCUUUCCCCGAUUUACCAGUCGAUCCCGAUGACUUGAUCACACAUUCACAUUGGCAGCGCCAGGGGCCAAACGACCGGUGUACAGAGCCUGCAUGCGGCCGCGGGCUUGGGGUCGUCAAUGGGAGCAUAAACUGCAGGAAAUGCGGGAGGUUAUUCUGCGAGGAACACACAAUGUACCAGAUGAAGCUAUCUCGGUCAGCAGCCCACGAACCGGUGAGGGGGUACUGGGUUCGGGUGUGCGAGACGUGCUAUAAAAGCAGGGAAGGAUACAAUGACCACAAUGGACACGAACGGGACCACACAGCCGCAUUCACGGCGAUGAGAAGGAAGAGGGUCGAAAGGCAGACAUUAGAAAUUUCGAGGCUGGAGAAGAGAUUAACAAAGCUUACGCAACUAUUGGCAGAUCCGCCGCCUGAUGUGGUCGUCAAUGGCAGCGGCGGAGGAGCAGGGAGCCUGUUGUCACUGGCAGGACAGAACUUCAAGAAUCAGCGCAAGGCUAUCGAGCAAAGCGUAGUGACAUGGGAGGAUGAUGCCGCCGUGGCUAAAUGCCCAUUCUGUCACCAAGACUUCGGCUCGUGGACGUUCAGGAGACACCAUUGCCGGAUAUGCGGACGGGUGGUUUGUGCCGAUCCACAGACUGGAUGCUCAUCUGAAGUUGGGCUCAAUAUUGCGAAUCCCACGGCGGCAACAGCAAUACCCUCAUCAGAGAAGCCGGGCGAUGUAAGCAGGGAUUCCAUCAGCGUCGACAUUCGAAUGUGUCGAGAUUGCAAAUUCACCAUUUUCGCCAAACGUGACUUUAUGGAGAGCAUAGUGCACAAACCGCCGGAUCAGAGGGCCUACGAAACAUUGCGUCAAUUCCAGCGCGGCAUCACACAACUAUUACCCAGUUUCCAACGGGCUUUACUGCCAUUGCAGGACGAGGACGCACCGCCCAGCCAUGCGCAAAUUCAAGAGGCAUCCAAGCUGCGGAAGAGACUGACGGACAGUUUCACGAAAUACGACAUUGCUGCCAAACGCAUACGCGACAUGAAAACCACAAACCCAGCACAGCAGAAACUGCAAAAGGCUAUCUACCAAGCCGCCAGCUCUUUCCUGCACAUGCACAUGCUUCCGCUGAAGAACCUACCGCAUAUGCUCAAAAAGCACCCCUCAAGCUCCUCCGCAUCCGGCUCCCGGCGGUUGUUCCUCCCUAACGGCCACCCUGGUGCCAGCCCCUUGCGGCAAAAUAGCGACUUGGAAACAAUGAGCACAGCCAGCGAGACAAGCACGGUUGUGUCGGCGCUCGAGACGGAGGAGAAGGAUUUGAGAGAAAGGUUAGUUGUGCUCGAGGAGCAGAAACACAUGGUCCAGGCUAUGAUUGCCUCCUCACAGGGGCAGAAGAGGUUUGAGGAGGUGGGCGCGUUGACGAGGAAUGUGGAGGAGUUGAAUGGGGAGAUUGAAAGGAUUAGGAGGGAGGUUGUGGGAGUUGAGGAGAGGUGGGAAGGGCUGUAUGCUAAUGGAGGGGCGGGGGUUUUGUGAGUUGUGAGUUGGAAGGAGAAAAUAAAUAAAGAACAUUGAAAUGAAGGACGGGAAACAGAUUCCAAGAGAUUGAAGAUUGGUGAAGCAGUUGCAUUGCCAGGCGUUAGGGAUAGGGGGCGUUCAAUGUUAGUGUCUACCGGCGUCAUGCUAUGUUAAGACGGAAGGCCUGCGUACAGGUGACGACUAUGGAGUACCGCAAUUACAUGUAGAGCUCGACAGAGAUGAGAAUUAUAGCUCGAUUAUUUGAUUCGAAGCAUGAAAGCCUG
Molecule: messenger RNA, 2547 nt
Organism: Pseudomassariella vexata
Lineage: Eukaryota; Fungi; Ascomycota; Sordariomycetes; Amphisphaeriales; Pseudomassariaceae
Product: FYVE zinc finger-domain-containing protein
Exons: 2
Coding region: 233-2281 (682 amino acids)
Molecular function (GO): metal ion binding
Source: RefSeq, a predicted model, not a curated record